Molecule: messenger RNA, 642 nt
Organism: Closterium sp. NIES-65
Lineage: Eukaryota; Viridiplantae; Streptophyta; Zygnematophyceae; Desmidiales; Closteriaceae
Source: the annotation of a GenBank genome assembly
AUGAUGGCUCUUUGCCUGCCCGUCAUCACGACGACUCGUAUCGUCUGUCUACGCCUUCGCACUCUUCUUCACCACCGCCCACCAGCCUUUCUCCGGCUUGACUCUCCACCCGCCACCUCCGCCACGACCGCCGCCGCUACCAUGGCGACCACCCGCGCCGCUGCAGCGAGCCGCGCGCUCCCGCUGCUCCCGCUCUUGGCGCUCUCGCUCACCGCGGCUCUCCUCCUCUCGUUCACGUCACCGUCCGACGCGCUGGGGUGGACGCAGAUGUCGACCAAGUAUACGUGCAACCCCAACUCCAACUACGGCAUGUGGUUCAAGUACGGCUGCAACUGCCAGGCCAUCAACACCACGGAGCUCGGCUACAAGAAGCUCUGGGCCACGUGCCCGGGCGUCAACCCCUCCGCGUACGGGCGGCGCGCGUUCGGCAAUGUGUGGCUGGAGAGCGUGGGGUAUGCGAACUGGGUGAGCAUUCUGAUGGAGUGCGCGCGGCAGCCGUACCACCUCAGCACGGGGUUCAACGGCAAGUGCUCCAUUCCUAACAUCCUCGGCAAGCCCUACUGGGUGGGCGGCGGCCCCACCCCUCCCCCCCGCGCCAACGGCAUGCCCUGGAACUGGAACCCCGCGCCCCCCUACCUGUAG